Molecule: messenger RNA, 977 nt
Organism: Physcomitrium patens
Lineage: Eukaryota; Viridiplantae; Streptophyta; Bryopsida; Funariales; Funariaceae
Product: small ribosomal subunit protein eS1y
Biological process (GO): translation
Cellular component (GO): ribosome
Molecular function (GO): structural constituent of ribosome
Source: RefSeq, a predicted model, not a curated record
GGAGCUGAGAAAAUCGACACUCCGAGCUGAUGUCUGUCUGCUGUGAAGAAACCUGCUUUCAGACUCAUCAUCGCCUGGGAGUUCCGCUUCGUAGCAAUCAGCCAUGGCGGUCGGCAAGAAUAAACGUAUCUCGAAGGGAAAGAAGGGAGGCAAGAAGAAAAUUGUCGAUCCUUUCUCGAAGAAGGAUUGGUAUGACAUCAAGGCCCCCAACACCUUCACGCAGAAGUCGCUGGGGAAGACCCUGGUGACCAGGACCGCGGGUACCAAGAUUGCGUCCGAUGGGUUGAAGGGGCGCGUGUUCGAGGUGUCGCUGGCGGACUUGCAGAACGACGAGGACCAGGCUUUCCGGAAGAUCAAGCUGAGGGCGGAGGACGUGCAGGGGAAGAAUGUGCUGACGAACUUCUGGGGCAUGGACCUGACGACGGACAAGCUGCGGUCGCUGGUGCGGAAGUGGCAGAGUCUGAUCGAGUCACACGUGGAUGUGAAGACGACGGACAACUACAUGCUUCGGAUAUUCUGCAUUGCAUUCACGAAGAAGAGGCCGAACCAGAUCAAGAAGACAUGUUAUGCACAGAGCAGCCAAAUUCGUCAGAUCAGGCGGAAGAUGAGGGAGAUAAUGACGCGGGAAGCGCAGAGUUGUGACCUGAAGGAGCUGGUGGCGAAGUUCAUCCCGGAGGUGAUCGGGAAGGAGAUCGAGAAGGCAACGCAGGGGAUCUACCCGCUGCAGAACACGUUCAUCAGGAAGGUGAAGAUAUUGAAGGCUCCGAAGUUCGACCUCAUGAAGUUGAUGGAGGUUCAUUUGGAGAUGAUGUCCCGGAGACUGAGGCUGCUCCGGUCCCUGGUGCCUAAGUUUCGGUGCUGUUUUUGACGCUGAAUCCUACUCAUAGCAUUUGUAGACAAGUUGUGUUAAUCCACAGAUGUAGUCGGAUUUUUUGACUCAGAUUAAGAGCAUUCUGUAAUUUACAUGUAAUCCACUA